AUGGCCGAUACCAAACCCGCCGACGCCAACACGACCGUCGGCCAAUCACCCAAGGACUCUUCGGCGGCGCCAAAGGAUACCAUUCCAAUGAAGACCCUCCCUCAAUCCUCGUCGACGGAAGCCGACGCCGCCGCAGCAGACACAACGAGGCCGACGACUACUUCAUCAAGCAAGACACCCGGCGAUGCGGCAUCAACACAGCCUGAAGCCAGCACGUCGGCCGUGGGCGAUGCCGACGAUUCAAUCGAGCCGUCAACCAAAGGAAAGGAGAAGGACUCGCUUUCGUCGCCAGCGACCAAGACUCAGGAUGACUCCAUGGCCAUCGGUCCCUCUGUCGAUGACGUCCAGCCCGUCACCAACUCUCCAGCAGAUGGCCCAGUCUGCAACAUCACCCUGUUGCUCACUACUGGUGCAAGACACCCUUACAAAUUGGACGAAAAGUACUUGACAAAGAGAAACGUCAAUGUUCCUGGAUUGACCGAGGCCGGAAAGAAGGACCCCUUCACCAUCAGUGUUUAUACCUUGAAGGAACUCAUCCUCAGGGAGUGGCGUGAAGAAUGGGAUGCCAAGCCUGCGAGCCCCAGCAGUAUACGUUUGAUUCAUUUCGGAAAGCUGCUGGACGAUAAGGACCAAUUGAAACAAUACCACUUCAGUGCUGAGGCAGCCAACGUUGUACACAUGACCGUCCGGCCAGCCGAUAUCGUUGAGGAAGAAGAACCUAAGGGAGGCAAUAAGUCAACCUCUGGCGGCGGGCGCAACCGAGAAGGUGGCGGUGGAUGCUGUGUUAUCUUAUGA
Messenger RNA from Colletotrichum abscissum, 795 nucleotides. RefSeq lists its product as uncharacterized. Lineage: Eukaryota; Fungi; Ascomycota; Sordariomycetes; Glomerellales; Glomerellaceae. The record is from RefSeq and is a predicted model, not a curated record. The transcript is spliced from 2 exons. The coding region runs from base 1 to 795 and encodes 264 amino acids.